CACUCUUCACUAGCGUAGUAGCGUUAUACUGUAGCUUCAGCUGUUACCGAUACAGACGGUUCUAGACAGCGAGGCGGUCGUGGCACGUCAAGGUUUAUCCACGUGUAUGAGCAGAUACGCUGGUCAGAUUUAGGACAAGAUAGGACGAGGGACGAGGGUGGAGCAGUUGUGCGCGCAGAGGCUCGGCAGAGGAGGUUUGGGCGUGGAGCGACGAGUGCCAGCAGAGACCGUUCAUCGGCGAGGACAAAUCAAAAGACACUACCUCAAGACAUCAACUCGAAUAGAAGCGACACCUCACCAUGGCUGUGACCCUCAACAUCGACGCUGACUUGCUGAAGACGUACGUCUUCUGGGGCACCGUUCUCAUCGUCAAGGUGCUGAUGAUGGCUUUCCUCACCGGAAGGCAGAGGAUGAAGAAGAAGAUUUUCGCUAACCCGGAAGACGCGCAGUCUCACGGCGGUAAGGUCAAGCUGGACGAUCCUGAUGUCGAACGAGUACGUCGUGCUCACCUUAACGACCUUGAGAACGUGGUACCCUUCCUGCUUCUCACGCCGCUGUACCUGUCCACCGGGCCUGCGCCGUGGAUCGCCGCUAACCUGAUCAGAGGAUUUGCUGCGGCGAGGAUCGUGCAUACGAUUGGUUAUUUGAAUGAGAUGUCUAUCCGCGGUCUCGGCUUUCUCGGCGGGAUAGCGAUCUGUAUUUUCAUGGCCGGAUCGACUCUCUACUCCUGCUGCUCAAUCGCCUAAAACUGCGGCCAUGUCGUCGACAAGGGGUCGAUGCAUUCCAUCGGGCGCGUGCUUUUUCAGGAAUGUUUAAUUUUUGAAUCAUGCUUGAAGUGAAACAGAAAAAUGAGUCGUUUGUUUAUGUGUCUGGUAAGCGAUGUGUCUGUUUAUGUGUUUGCUUAUGUGUCAGGUCUGACAUGCACAGCAUCAGCCAUCAAGCUAGGGUGCUAGGGGAUAAAUUAAAUGUACCUAUUUUCUAUAGUUCCAUGCUUACGUGACAGUGGGACUGUGGGUAUAUUGAAGUGGAAAUACAAUAUUUGAAAUACC
Molecule: messenger RNA, 1049 nt
Organism: Amphibalanus amphitrite
Lineage: Eukaryota; Metazoa; Arthropoda; Thecostraca; Balanomorpha; Balanidae
Product: prostaglandin E synthase-like
Exons: 4
Coding region: 300-746 (148 amino acids)
Cellular component (GO): membrane
Source: RefSeq, a predicted model, not a curated record